AUGUCGACGCCUCCUCGAAUCCUCACGAUCGCGGGUAGCGACUCUUCUGGCGGCGCUGGUAUCGAAGCUGAUAUCAAAGUCAUAACAGCGCACAAAUGUUAUGGCAUGACCGCAAUGACUGGGUUGACAGCUCAGAAUACAACAGGGGUCGUCGACAUUCACCCAAUUCCCGCUGACUUUUUGCGAAAAGUUUUGUCCGCAGUACUCGAAGAUGUUGGAGUAGAUGUUGUGAAAACUGGGAUGCUUACAAGUGCACAAUCAAUUUCAGUAAUCGUCGAAUCUAUCAAAAAGUACCAUCUUAAAACAAUCGUGCUUGACCCGGUCAUGAUAUCAACUUCGGGGAGCAUUCUCCUUCCUACAGAUGCCAUCUCCAAUCUCUGCAGCAAUCUUAUACCCUUAGCAAGUCUCGUUACUCCAAAUAUUCCAGAAGCCCAGCACCUUCUCUCAUACUACACAAAUCCCAGCAUGUUACCAAGGACCGCUUUUCCAAUUGACAACAUAAACUCGAUGGCAGAUGUCGUAGACCUUGCCAAAAGGUUGCAGGAAAAAUGUUCCACUGCCGUUCUUGUGAAAGGUGGACAUCUCCCUUUUCUAGAGGAUGGGAGUGUCGCCCGCAGGCAGAAAAGCAAGGCAUUUGUUAUGGAUGUGCUUGUUCUCUCUAACGGUACAGUGAAAAUAUUUAACUCGCCAUUUAUAGAGAGUAAUAAUACACAUGGAACUGGGUGCAGUCUUGCUUCUGCUAUCGCUUGCAAUAUCGCGUUAUCGCAACCUCUUCCUACCGCAGUAUCUAAUGCUCGAAAUUACAUAUCCGGUGCCAUAGCCGCAUCAUACCCCCUCGGCAAAGGGAGCGGGCCAAUUAACCACGUUCAUAACGUAUACAAACUGCCAUACUCCAAGGGCCACUUCAUCGAGUACCUAAUAAAUCACCCUUCUGUCACAAACAUCUGGAACGAUUACGUUAACCACGACUUUGUAAAGAGUAUUGCGAACGGGACUAUCAGCACCGAAAAGUUCGUGUGGUACCUCAAGCAAGACUACCUCUUUCUCGUACAAUUUGCGAGGGCCAAGGCCUUGUUAACAUACAAAGCAACGACUUUGGCACAAAUAAACGAUUGCGCAAAUUACUUAACCGGUGUGAUCCGCGAGUCGGCUUUACAUGUUAAAUACUGUGCCGAAUUGAUUCCGGGUCUGACGGAACGAGACUUGCAGUCAACACCGGAGGCACCGACGACUACUGCAUAUACGAGAUACAUACUUGAUGUUGGUGGUAACGGCGAUGUGGCUGCCUUGAUGGUUUCAUUAAUAAGCUGCUCGGUUGGAUAUCAAGUCGCUGCAAGAAAUAGAGAAAAUGAAGAAUUGAGUGUCAAAACAGCACAAGGAAAUACAUUCUGGAGGUGGGUUGAAGAGUACGCUAGUGAGGAGUAUGCAAGAGAAGUUCAGACCCAACGAGAUAUUUUGGAAGAAAUGGCAGGAGGGUUUGGUAUGACACAAGUUGAGGAGCUUGUGGAAAUCUUUAGAAAAGUCACAGAGAUGGAGCGUAACUUCUUCUCGGCGGCAGUCGAAGCGAAAUUCCCAUAA
This is a messenger RNA of Orbilia oligospora ATCC 24927, 1578 nucleotides long. RefSeq lists its product as uncharacterized. Gene Ontology annotation, molecular function: phosphomethylpyrimidine kinase activity; thiaminase activity; hydroxymethylpyrimidine kinase activity. The coding region runs from base 1 to 1578 and encodes 525 amino acids. The transcript is spliced from 6 exons. Gene Ontology annotation, cellular component: cytosol. NCBI's taxonomy places the organism in Eukaryota, Fungi, Ascomycota, Orbiliomycetes, Orbiliales, Orbiliaceae. The record is from RefSeq and is a predicted model, not a curated record. Gene Ontology annotation, biological process: thiamine biosynthetic process.